Molecule: messenger RNA, 1519 nt
Organism: Daldinia vernicosa
Lineage: Eukaryota; Fungi; Ascomycota; Sordariomycetes; Xylariales; Hypoxylaceae
Product: NAD(P)-binding protein
Exons: 2
Coding region: 373-1353 (326 amino acids)
Source: RefSeq, a predicted model, not a curated record
UCGAUUAAUACACUAUGGGUUCUGGAAUAGGUAGACAUCAGCAACACAUAGGUACCCUCUCAAUCGCACCUCGUGUACCUUGGAGAGAAAGGCGGAAAUACUUUUGCACAUAAAAGUCAAUACCGAAAACACUUUCUCUCGUAAACAAGUCUUUAAACCCCGCGGGGUUAUCCGGCAUAGGAUCAAUUAGUGGCAUGACAUGACAAUGGUUCUUGUAUAUAUACGUCUGUCAUCUUUGACUCUUCAGCUGAAAUGUAAUAGUUUCAUCCACAACCAGCACAAUAUAGCCUCAUCUCAUUGCAUAUAUCUAUAAUAUUCACCUACGUAAUUAAACUCAUCACUGCAAAUACAGAAGGAAAGGAAUAACCUACAAUGGCCGACUUAUCUUCUGUUUUCAAACAAGCCUUCUUCCCUGGAAAGCCGACUUACACAGAGAAGGAUGUCCCGGACUUGACUAAUAAGGUCACCGUCGUCACGGGAUCCAACACUGGUAUCGGCAAGGAGAUCGCUCGAAUUCUCUACUCUAAAAAUGCCAAGGUUUACCUAAUGGCACGAUCUGAAGAGAAGACGAAGAAUGCCAUCGACAGCAUCAAGGCCGCUACUCCAGAGUCUAGAGGCGAAUUGGAAUAUAUCCACCUCGACCUAGCCGACCUCCCAAGCAUCAAGACGACAGCUGAGGAGUUCCUUAGUAGAGAGCAAAAACUUGAUAUCCUUUUCAACAACGCUGGCGUCGCGUACCCAGAGAAGGGAUCCAAGACGAAGCAGGGCUACGAACUCCAACUCGGCGUGAACUGCCUCGGCACAUUUGCCUUGACACAACUCUUGACGCCGAUCCUAGUAUCAACAGCGAAGACGGCGCCUCCCAACAGCGUUCGCGCAAUCUGGCUAUCGUCUUCGGCCGCCCUGAGCAUAGAUCCCAAGGUCUUCCUAAAGGGCGUGCACAACAUCGAGAAGCAAGGAGAGAUGGACAAGUACUUCAUCAGCAAGCUCGGGAACUAUUUACAUGCUGCCGAGUACGCAAAACGCCAUAAGGCAGAUGGUGUGCUGGCCGCCUCGUUGAAUCCCGGAAAUCUCGACUCGGACUUGUGGCGCACUCAGGGGCCUAUUACAACUUUCCUCCUCCGGAAGCUGGUUUUCUACCCGGUCGUUUACGGCGCGUACACGGCUCUUUAUGCUGGACUUUCGCCUCAUAUCACCUCCGACAACUCUGGCGCCUUCGUUGCCCCGUGGGGGAAGAUCUGGAAUGUCUCAAAAGGGAUGUCCAACGCAUCGAAGAGAAAGUCUGAAGGCGGUAGUGGGAUCGGGGAGGAAUUUUGGCAGUGGAGCGAAGAGCAGGUUAAGAAGUAUCUCUGAUUGAUGUUUAAGGGUUUGCGCGUGUAUUAAUUUGGCAUUGGGACAUGAGAUGUAAGCGACAUUGGGAUUUAUAGAUUUGCCUUGUGCUUGAAUUACGAGUGUUUUAAUUUUUAGUUUUUAUGGACUAUACCUUUUGUCGACAGUCAUUUCAUCACGUUGAAGGAUG